Messenger RNA from Parus major (Great Tit), 4420 nucleotides. It is a transcript of the gene CASP2, whose product is annotated as caspase 2. Gene Ontology annotation, biological process: proteolysis; regulation of apoptotic process. The transcript has 8 exons. The coding region runs from base 164 to 1135 and encodes 323 amino acids. The record is from RefSeq and is a predicted model, not a curated record. Lineage: Eukaryota; Metazoa; Chordata; Aves; Passeriformes; Paridae.
GCCAUACUUUCCGCCCGCCCGCCCGCCCGUCGUCAGGUGGCGGCGGCCGCGGCCCGUGGGGUCCCGCCGCUUCCCCCCGAGCCCAAAGCCGCGACGGGGACGCAGGUGGCUCCUUUGGCUCCUUGCCGCGGCGCUCGGCCCAGGUGUCCCCGCUCUUCCCAGGAUGCUGGCGGCGUGCGGCAUGCAGCGGUGCCACCAAGAAGCGCUGAAGAAGAAUCGGGUGAUGCUGGCCAAGCAGCUGGUGUUGAAUGUGCUGGUGCAGCACAUGGUGGAGAAGGACAUCAUCACCGCGGAGAUGGUGGAAAUGAUACAGGCCAAGUCUGGGAGCUUUGACCGAAAUGUGGAGUUCCUCAAUUUGCUGCCCAAGAGAGGCCCCAAUGCCUUCUCGGCCUUCUGUGAAGCUCUGCGAGAAACCCAACAGCAGCAUCUGGAGGCAGUGAUCCUGAAGACAAUGUCCAACCUGAGCCAUGAGAUUGCAAGGCUUGAACACUGUCAUGAGUCAGAUCUUCCAUACCCUGCCAGAGAGUCCUGCAAUUCAAAGAGAGCCCGUUGGCUUGAACCAAUAGAACAUUCCUUGGAUAAUGGAGAUGGUCCCUUAGUUCCUCCAGUGAAGUAUUGCACUCCUGAAUUUUAUCACAAUCAUCAGCACUUGGCAUACAAGCUGACAUCAGAGCCCCGAGGCUUAGCACUGAUCCUCAGCAAUGUCCGUUUCAGCAGCGAGAGCGACCUGGAAUAUCGCACAGGGGGAGACGUGGACUGUGCUUCCCUGGAGAUGCUUUUCAAGCAUCUCGGGUAUCAAGUCACUGUUUUUUGUGAUCAAACUGCACAGGAGAUGCAGAAUUCAUUGGAGAGAUUCUCCAAGCUGCAAGGACAUCGAGAUGUGGAUUCCUGCAUUAUAGCUCUGGCUUCCCAUGGUGUGGAGGGUGGGGUUUAUGGCAGUGAUGGCAAACUGCUAGAGUUGCAGGAGGUUUUCCGGCUCUUUGAUAAUGCAAACUGCCCAAAUCUCCAGAAUAAGCCCAAAAUGUUCUUUAUUCAGGCCUGCCGGGGAGGUGUAAGUGGGACCCAUAUUCACCUCCCUCUGCCCUGCUGCUGCCACUGCAUCUGUUGCUCUGUAAGUGUCUUUAGCUCUGCAUGAGGUGUGUGCAUUGACUUGCAGACCCCAGAGCACUUUAGUGACAUAAAGCUCUGCCAUAUCCCACUCAUCCCUUGAGGCUUCCUCGUGCUGUGCCUGCAGUAGGGGGAGUGGGGCACAUGAUGCACGAAUAGCAGCACAGCAUGGAGCAGUACACUAGCACUGGAGCCUUGCUGAGGUCCUGUCUUUCUCUUGAUCUUCCAUGUGUUGUGUCUCUUGUGGCUGUCUCUUGAGCUGUCAGAGUUGCAUCCAAUUAUUUUUGGGGUUUUGUCUUUUUUCUUUACCUUAGCCUGUUCUCAGCCUCAAAUGACCUUCCCUUGCCCCUUGUCCACAUACUGCUGUUGAAUUCUUACAUGUUGUUGUACAGAACUCUUUUCAUGACUCUUACAGACUUCUUUUCUGUGCUUUGUGUACCUUUUAUUUUUAAUUCUGCUAUUCCUUUUCCUUCCUUUUCUAACUAAACAAACACCUCUGUAACUAACUACUUUUCAUAUCUGCUAAUAAUCAAAUUUUUCCCUCAAGUAUUUUUGGACUCUGAAAUUGCAGGUAUUCCAAAGUGAAGCUCUGUCUUACAGUUUCUUUUUUUUCCAUUGUGAUAGAGGAGUUUUCCUGGUGUUUAUGCUUUUCCCCCUGCUUUUCCUUUGUUCCUCACAGUUGUCUCCCAUCUUUCUCAUUUUUAGCAAGCUUUAUGGUUUGUCCUCUAGUCUCUACUCUUGUUUAAUCCCAAUGCAGGGAAAAGCCCAAAGUCUACAUGAAGUAUUUUGGUGAUCAGAAAUACUUGAUCCUUUUAAGCAUUUGGGAAUAUUGUAACAUGCAUGUUUGCAAUAUGAAUUGAAUCUGAUUGUUUUCCUUAUGGGAAUGAACAUUUAGAUACUCUUGAACAAAUGUGAAUGUGCAGACUCAGGGUGGAAAUAAGUGUAAUAAGCCAGAAUUUUCAGCUGACCUCAUUAGGUAAUUAUGUUUAUUUGACUGUAAUGUUACCUGUUAAGACUAACAAAUCAAGCUUGGCCUUUGUAUUCCAAAAAAAGUUGCAGUUAAGGAAAAGUGGUAAAGCUUGCUAUUUAGGGUGCUUUAGAACUAGGAUAUUGCAAUAGACAAAGGAUUAAGAUACUUGAAAAUCUGGAAGGAAGAACUCAGUUUCAUAAAAAACCAGCAAAGAAAGCAAACCCCUGCCUUGUCUAACCUCUUUUAAACCUUUAUUAAUAUUUGAAGGGGAAAGCCAGUUAGAAAGUAAGUGAAUUGGCAGCAAAAGAUGUGUAUCCUUUAGGCAGCAUUCAAAGGACUGUGUAAAUAGUAUUGUCAAAUUUCAAAUAGUAAUCAAUCUAUUUGUACCAUACAAGUUAGCUGGAACUAGUUGAAAAAAGAUGAGAAAUGCCUAAGUUCUUCUUCUUCUCUGACCUUACAUUGUAAGCCUGCUCUAUCUUCUAUUAAUGAUGCAUUUUUAAAAGGUAGAUAAAGAACUGAUGGUACAGUCCUAAUUCCCAAAGAGCUUUUGGCAGCAGUGUACUAAAGUUUAGUAGUCCACCUACAGUCAUGGAUCAAAAACCAGGGGCAACAGAAAACAAUGGGAAGAGUUUCAAUGUGGUGUAAAAUGAAACUUUGAUGUUGCUUUAUAUCUGUGUUUGAUGCAGUAGAUUCUAAAGAGUGAACAAUUAUUCUAAUAACUAGGUAGUUAGCAGUUGUUUAAAUUAAUUGGCAGAACAGCUGAGAGCUUCAAUACAAUUUAAAUUGACUAGAUGAAUUUCUGGCAGUGGCUCUGUGAGUUAGAGGUUAGUGCUUUUGCACAUUUUAGUUAAGUUGACUGAGUGGUGUUUGAAGACAUGCAUGAGGAAGAUGUGUAAUUCUGAAGUGUAAUUCUGAAGCUUUAAUCAAAAAAAGUUUUGAUUUUAUACAUAAUGGGGUGAUGACAGUGUGAAUAAUAGAGUUUGACUGUAAAAUUACCUGAGUCUUCUGAAAUAAAAUGAACAGUGAACAGUACACUAAAUUUUUAAAAAGACAGAUAACUGGAAGGAUUUUGAGAAAUGUUGAUAAAAGACAUGAAAAAAGUUUGGUUAAAAAUGAAAAAAAUUUGCAUUGCUACCCAGAAGAGAUGAGGAAAGGAACUUAAUGGAAGCCAUUAUGAAAUUCUGAGCUAUGGACACUUUAAUUUUAGGCUGUUUCAGGCAAUCACACCCCUCCCACGUUUUUUUUUAGAGGAAAAGAACAAUGUUGCUGACUUAUGAACUGUCCACUUUCUGCACAAAAUUUUGAUGCCACCUGUGCCACUGCCUGUUAAAGGGUUAGAAAUCCAAAUGUAUCAUUUAGGCAUGAGCUAGCAAUAAAAAUGGAGAAACAUCUUAGGAGGAAGGCCUCUGAAAUGGACACUUAAACCUUGUAACACUAGACUCUGAUUCUGCUGUUAGGAAGUAACAAUAAUAGAUUCUCAUCUUAGAACAAAAGAAAACAAAAAGGCAAAAUUAUGUGGAAAAUCCGUAAAAUGUAAUUUUAAUUUUCUUGCAACACAGCUAGACUAUCAAAGUUACCACCACUAAGCAAUUAGUUGAGAUUGUAAUGGAAACUCUACAUCAUGUAGAUGCAGAGAAUAUCUACACUUGCAUAAUACAUACUAAUGAAUCCUGAAAAGGGCAUUAAAUGAUCUCCAGGUUUUAAACUAAUCUCCAUGGGCUGGAGUUCUCUCUCAUGUUUGGGGUCAGAUUAUUUUGUGUUUUUCUGCUGCACAAUUUAUGCUUUUAGUUGAAACAAGCAGUAUUUUAAUCAGGUUUUAGAACUAGGUGAGACACUUGGUCCAGGUUUUCUGCAUGUCCUGGGUGUAGAUCUUAGCAACCAAAAUUACAGCUCUUCUUUGACUUCUGCAGUAAAUAGAUAGUUAGCAUUGCAAAGUGCACUAGACAUUUUUGGGUAUUUCUGGGGCAGGUAUGAGUGGAAAAAAAAAAAUUUGUGGCUAGGCAUCAAAUCCUUCCAUGAAUGGUGGAGAACUGCCAGGAACAUCCCUGCUUUCAUGAUUAUCCCAUGAUCUGCACAGGAAGAGGUGGGUGCAGAAAUCAGCAUGCAGAUCAAGUCAGGUUAGGUUAAGCAGGUGAAGCAAUUGUUGGUAUCUGCAUUAGUUUGUGCAGAAUAACUUUCAGAUGAGUUUAAAAUAGAUGAGAAAUCCUAGAGCUUAUGCAAAAACUUUUUGCUUGACAGUAGUUGUGACGUUGCUGAUGACAAAACUAAGGAACUCCAGGAAAGCUACAUCCAGUAAUUCAGGAUAAUUUCUUUCCCCCUUCUCCCUCUCCUUGUUUAUUGGCA